Saccostrea cuccullata (small rock oyster) is the source of this 529-nucleotide messenger RNA. RefSeq names its product reticulon-4 receptor-like 2. The record is from RefSeq and is a predicted model, not a curated record. Gene Ontology annotation, molecular function: protein binding. Bases 1 to 399 code for a protein of 132 amino acids. NCBI's taxonomy places the organism in Eukaryota, Metazoa, Mollusca, Bivalvia, Ostreida, Ostreidae. The transcript is spliced from 4 exons.
AUGGAUAUUCAGGAUCAUGUUUUAUCAUGGUUAGCUUCCAACAAGAUAAGCAUAAUUCAUACCAAUGCCUUUAAUGGUUUACCAAAUUUACAGGAACUGUAUAUUUAUAACAACAAAAUAACCGUAUUGAACAAAGAUAUUUUCCUGGGACUUUCGAAAUUAGAGACUCUGGCAGUAAACGGCAAUCCUCUACACUGUGGCUGCAUCUUGAAUGAUUUUGUCAGGUUUUCCCAAUCAAGAAACUUGACGUUAGGACGUAAGUCUGAACCAACAUGUUCAACUCCCAGUAAUCUGGCGAGAGUAUUUUUGCGGGAUCUCCCUUUAAAGGAUAUGGACUGUGACCUCACGACAGCAAAAACGCCAGUAAAGGAAACGUCAGGUAAAAUGACAUUUUUUUAGUUAAGAAACUUUCACUGAUUUGUUUACAUUUCCUCAUAGACAACAUAUCCUAUAAUAGGCAACUCUUUUUGGACUCAGCCGAAGUUGAACGGUCAGGUAGGUUUACAACAUAUAGUAACAUCGAUGUUGA